AUGUCCACAUUGUGCAGUGUCAGCGGCCACAAACGCCAGCGGCGGUGGCGUCGAAGUUCGCAGAGCAGAGAAGAGGCAGCCGUGCGCAUGCGCAGUGGCGGCAGCGCGUGGCGGGCAACGGGCACCGGCCGGCAGGCGCCUCCAGUAGCAGCGGGCGCCGCGCACGCGUCUUUGCUAACCGCCCGCUCCUCCGGCGACCAGUCCCAGCUGAGCUUGCCCUCGGGAAGAGUCGUCGACGCCGUUCCCGUCGCCGGCAGAACUGCGGGCGUUUCGCCCCCGGAGCGCCGGCGUCUGCGACAGCGCAGGAAGCCGCACAGCCGGUGGGAGGCGGCGCCGCAGCGGUUGGGGUGCUGCGGCUGUCCCUGCCUGCCGCCUCCGUCGACCAGCAGCGGCAGCGACUGCUGUGAGGACGGGCCGGCGGCGGACGAGCUGCUGGGCCCGCUGUCGGAGCGCGUGCUAGGCUGGCUGGAGCUGUCGCGCGGCCCGACGCCGCCCCCGACACCUCCGCCCCAGGCGUCGGCGCACCCCACCGGCCGCCUCCGGCCUCCGCGGCGUAUCCUGCGCGCGGCGAGCCUGGAACUGGAGCCGCCGCCGCUGCCGCCCUCUGCGGUGUCGGGGCGCGCGCUGGCACACUGGGGCUCACGCUGCCGCCAGCCACCGCCUCCGCCACCAGUUUCUCCGACGCCGCCCGCGUCGCCCACGCCGCCGCCGUCGCUGGAGGCGGACCUGGAGGAGGAGUCGGAAGAGCGCUGCUGCAACCCACGCCGCCGCCAGCUGCACAUCUACCUGCCGCCCCUGGCACCCGACUGCGACUCUGCUAGCUGCCUCAGUGAUCCGUGA
This is a messenger RNA of Schistocerca nitens (vagrant locust), 840 nucleotides long. RefSeq lists its product as uncharacterized. Lineage: Eukaryota; Metazoa; Arthropoda; Insecta; Orthoptera; Acrididae. The record is from RefSeq and is a predicted model, not a curated record. Bases 1 to 840 code for a protein of 279 amino acids. The transcript is spliced from 2 exons.